CAUAGUAGUUUGUAUGCGGAUUGGGAAAGCUCCACGGGAGCUCCGCAUGACAUUAGGGAUUCCUCGAGGACCUUCCUUCUUUUCACUUCAUCGCCUCUCUUUCGGUCUUCGUUCCCGUUCUUCCCAAUCGGCCUUGCGUAGUUGAGAUCAUCCGCGGAGAUCUCGUUCAGGUAACUGGCUCCCUUCCUUCUCCUCUUUCGUUAUUUUGUCCCUCUGAUCAAUUCAUUUUCGAUUGAGUUUGCCUCUGCGUUUGAAUUGGAAAGAUAGAUGCUUCCGACGCAGGUACUGAGGAACUUUUUAAGAGAAAGAAGCAAGCAAAUCCAUUCGUCCCUAUCAGUUAGUAGAAAUAGAAGUGUGAAUACCAUUGAAGUAGAACAAGGGUCAAGGGAAAGAUACAAAGAUGCGGAGCUCGCUCUUCAGAUUAGCUCGCCACUUGAAGUUUCCCACUUCGUCAAUGAUUGGCUCUCCACUCCACCGUCCCCUUCUAUCUUCCCUCCUUGAGCAUCCAAUUCAAGAGUCAUUUCCUGGUGAUCACCUCCAAUGGAGGUCAGUUGGGAGCCGUAGGGGCUCCCAAUUUGCUACUGGUUUCAACCCCCUCGAGUCAAAGCAGCUUGGGUCCAUCAUCGAUCUGGAGAGGGCCAAGAAUUGCUCACCUGAGGAGCUCGUCUCAGUCUGGGACGAUUAUCAUCUUGGAAGAGGUCAUAUUGGUGCAUCCAUGAAAGCAAAGUUGUACCAUCUAUUGAAUCAGCGAUCUCUUACCUGCCGGCAUUUUGUCAUUCCUUUGUGGAAGGGGAGUGGUUACACCAAUAUGUUUCUCCAAGUGCAGAUGCCACACAUGAUAUUCACUGGCCUUGAGGAUUACAAGGCAAGAGGAACUCAAGCAAGCCCCUAUUUUGCUGUUACUUACUACACUGAAUUUGCAGAAAGCAAAGACAUCGUGCUGAUUCGCGGUGACGUCGUCUUCACCAGCAAGCUUAGUGAUUCAGAAGCAAAAUGGCUUCUGGAUACUGCUCACGCAUUCUAUCUGAAUGAUGAUAAAUACAAACUUGUGGAGCGCUUCAACAAAGAGACUCAUGAAUUUGAGUUCAAGGAUGUCCUCCGAGCUCUAGAAAUGCCCACACUUUGAUUGACACUGGCACAAGUUGGUUCCAGGAUAUCCUUUCAGCUCUAGGAAUGCCAAAACUUUGAUUGACACUGGCACAAGUUUGUUCCAGGAUAUUUUUUGAGCUCUAGGAAUGCUUCGACAAAGAGAAAUUCCAAGAUUAAUUCAUGUUAAUUUAUUUAUAUAUUUGAAUUAUGUUAUAUCAUUUUUGGAUUUUAUGUUUAACUGUUAAAUGGAGUUUAGGUCAGGCUGGCCUGGUUGAGUCAUGUUAUUGGAUAAGAUAAUAUUGUUAGCUGUGGACUAUUGACUGUGGUAUGUGUUUAGUGCAAGUUAAUUUGAUCCAUGGCUUUCUUACCAUAUAAUAAAAGGAGACAAUUGCAUGUAUUAAAGAAUACAAA
Messenger RNA from Zingiber officinale, 1500 nucleotides. RefSeq lists its product as uncharacterized. Gene Ontology annotation, biological process: mitochondrial proton-transporting ATP synthase complex assembly. Lineage: Eukaryota; Viridiplantae; Streptophyta; Magnoliopsida; Zingiberales; Zingiberaceae. The coding region runs from base 401 to 1126 and encodes 241 amino acids. The record is from RefSeq and is a predicted model, not a curated record. The transcript has 5 exons. Gene Ontology annotation, cellular component: mitochondrion.